This is a messenger RNA of Leptopilina heterotoma, 4053 nucleotides long. Its product is annotated as FHF complex subunit HOOK interacting protein 2A-like. The transcript has 7 exons. Bases 1309 to 3858 code for a protein of 849 amino acids. NCBI's taxonomy places the organism in Eukaryota, Metazoa, Arthropoda, Insecta, Hymenoptera, Figitidae. The record is from RefSeq and is a predicted model, not a curated record.
CUCUUUUUUACCUAACUGUUUUCUAAAAAUGUAGUUUUUAACUAAAUGUUGAAUAAAUAAAUUUUGUUCUUUUAAAUUUUCAUUAAUUUUUCAAACUCUUUGAGUAAAAAGAAUAUUUCCUUCAUUUGAGCAUUCGAAACUUUAGGAAAGUUUACUAUUCAAUAACGCGCGUAAAUUGAAACGAAAAAUUGUUUCAUUUAUAUAGGAAAAAGAAAAUAAUAGUCGAGGCAGAUAUUAUUAAUAUAAAAAAGAUAUAAAUAUAUAUAUAUUUAAGCAUUAUAAGUAAAAUAGACAGUUACGCAGUCUACUUGAAAUUUUUAGGACUUGGACGAUUGAACUUCUUUAUUUUCUUUCUUCUUGGAUUAAUUCCAAGAAACAAGUUCGAUCAAACUUCCGGGUGCGAUUUAAAUUUAUUGGAGAUUAUUGUGUGUAAAUAGAAGGAAUGUGUGACAGAUUGUUUGAUGUCAAAAAUUUGAAGUAUUAUUUACCUCAAAAAAAUUAAAAAAAAAAAAAAAAAUAGAAAUUGUGAAAUUCAGAAAACAAAAAUAAAUGAGUCAAUUUGAAUGAAUGUAUAUUACUUGCAAGAGGACGAUGAAAAAUUUCACUUUAAUUUUGAAGAAUAUUGCAUAUAUAGAUCUUAUAAAAAUUGAAUGAACAAAGAUUUAUUCGAACGUACAAAGAUUUAUUCAAUUUCCUUAAUUCCUUUCCGUUUUUCAAACGAUUUUUAAAAUCAACGAAUUUCUCGAAUUUUAUAUUCGAAAAGUCGAAUUAAAAAAAAAAUUGAUGACUCGACUAGUUUGGUGGCCUACAGGUGUUUUUAUCUCAUUUCUCUUCUUCUCAUAUUUUAUGUGAGAAUAUCAAAAGGAAAAGUUCUAUUUGGCAAAAGGAAGAAAUAUUUUUUUGCUUCUGAAAAUUCAUAAAUUCGUUCAAAAAUAUAAUCUCGAGAUUCCAGAAUUAAAAAGAUGAGAGAAAAAAAGGAAAAAAGACGUAAAUCGAAUGAAUGUAAAUGAAAUUAGAAAGUUUCGAAUACUAGUCAACAGAUCUGAUAAGUUUUAACUAAAAAUACAAUUAGGCACAUCCAACGUGACUUUAUAAUGAGUAUAAACUAAGAAAGGAGAGGGAAUCGCUCGCAGUAAAGGGACGAUAAACUCGACGUUUACUACAUUCUUCAUUAUUGUCAUUCAGAUAAGAUGAAGUACAAGUUAAGUGAAGAAAAUAUCAGUGAAGAAGCUCAAGAUAAUAUUACAAAUAUUCUGUUAUUCUCAAUUUCUACGUUCUUCCACAAAACAAUAAUUUUUCCCUUUCAUCAUGUUUCGUCGUUUGCGUAAAUUUAAGCGGAUAGUUCCACCGGCAACACCGUUUCAAGAUUUCACUUAUCAUUGGAAGCAGCUCAUGAAUUUUUAUGCGGAUCAUUUAACCGACACUAAAGUACCAAUAGAAUCGACAGGAAUUCCACAUCAUUUAAAUAGACUCCUGGAAAUAUUAAUUCUCGAGGAGAAAACAAGAGAAGAGCCAGGCUCAUGUUUGGAAUAUUUAAUACAACACAAACUUCUCGAUUUAUUAGCAACAUUAGCAUGUGCCGAAUCACCACCAGGAAUGAGAUUAGUCAGUCUCGCAUUUUUUCGCAAACUAUUAACAAGAUCAAAAUUCCCCCUUCUACAUCAUUCAGCAGUAUUUAUACCCAUUCAAAGACUGAUAGAAAUUUGUGAUGGUAAUUUAGCCUCGCCAAUUGAAAGUGAAGAAAUUCAAUUUCUCCUUGCACUUUGUUUUUUAAUCUGCAAAUAUCCACACUGUACAAGUCUUGUCAAUGAAUCGAGCAAUAUUCGUAAGGAGAGUACAACAAUUCACAAUAAUGAAACCGAUAGAAAUAAAAUACAAAAUAUUACCUACGUUCCCGAUAGGCGAUGUAGUAAUACAAAUCCCCUAUUUAAACCACUGAAUACCCAAGCGAUAACACUGGUGAAUCCUGAUUUAUUUUCUGCCACUAGUGGAGCACGUUUGGUUCGUUAUAAGAGAAUCUCGAGAAAUAUUGAGAAGAAUACACAGGAAACAUUGGAGCACAGAAGAAAUGAUACACAAAAUAUUCCCACAUGUUCGAAUAUAUCUAGUCAAUCGAAUGAAUCGCCGGAAAAUAUUUCACAAUCAUCGAGUCCAACUUCACAAAAAUGUAGUUUCGACACGAUUGGAAAUAAUUGUGAUAGUCAAGAUAAUGAGAAUUCAAGUAAUGUACCUGAUGAUAUAGAAGCAGCUUCUUGUGAUAUUGUAAACACUAUUAUAAAUGACAUCGAGAAUGUCAAAAUAAAUUCUGACUCUAGGAGAAAGCAUUCCCGUGAAGAGAACACUAAUGUAGAUAAUUCUUUGAGUGAUUUAGAAAAUUCAAGUUCUAAGUGUCUACUUAUUGACGCCCUCAAAAGUUACAUUAACAGUGCUGACAACACAGUGAGAAUAAGAGCAUGCGAGGGAAUUAUGGUAUUGGCGUCUUUGGAAGAAACGUCCUUCAUUAAUUCGAUAGCUCAAAGUGAUCUUCCACUAGUUCUAUCGAAACGUCUAGAAAUUCUCUUCAAUGCCAUACCGGCCCACGUAUUUCCCAAUGAAAUCGAUGACGUCGAAGUAACCUGGGGUUUGGAUUCACCACUUCUAACCAGUGAGAAAAAAUUCCCCGGAUGUCGUCGUGUGGCAGCAUUUUUCAUGUGGCUCGAUUUUUGUGAUCAAUUGAUAAAGGAGGCGCAUCCAAAAAUUGCUGAAAUUGUCGCUAAAACAAUAAGAAUCGAAUUUUUCGAAACAAUUGUAACGCCUGCUCUCUCCGAGCAUCAUGUCGUGCUGGUGACAUCCUUAAUUACAAAAUGCUUCAAGGAAAUCACGUCCCUCUAUUUAAGUCGUGAAUUGAGUUUUUGGCUGGUUGGACAACACAGAAAUCCCGAUAUUCCGAAUGUUUGGUCAUGGCCAGUAUUGCAUAGAUUAAUUGACAAUUGCUGCACGGACAGUGAUGACUUGACAGUAGAGACAUUGAAAUUAUUCGAGGAGAUGAUUGAGAAAAGAGACGAGCAUAUACUACAUUGUCUUGUAUUAACGUACUUAACGAAUCGAGGAUACUAUGAUAAUAGUGCCGCGGAUAGUGCAAUUGCUUCUUGGAGUGAUGAAGAGGACGAGCGAGAGAGAGAAAAGAAGAGUGCACUCGAUUUAUCAAGUGGAAUAAAUCAUAGUCGAACUCUGGCACCGAGCAAUAUUCACAGAAUUCUCAAUUGCUUCUUGUCUUUGAUACCGAGACAACUACAAACGGAUUUCGAGGCGAAUCGAUACGAGCGUUACAUGCUUGAUUGGGAAAAGCAAUAUUCAUUAGUAUUUGCAGAUUGUGCUCUAUUUGCCUGGCCUUUGGAAGCAGUGACUGUGGACGAUUCUGCAAGUUCUGAUUCGCGACCAGAAGCUGAUCAUUGUUCGACUAGAUUUUAUAUGGGCCCAUUUUUAUCAAUGCUUUUGGAGAAAGUCAGCAAUAUUCCUAAUCAAAAACACGAUAUCAAUUUACAGUUAACUAUUGUGAUAUCUAAAUUAGCACUCUUACCUCAUCCAUAUUUACACGAGUUUCUUUUGAAUCCACUGAUACCAUUGACAAUUGGAAAACGAAGUUUGUUUAUUUGCCUACAAAGAGUUGUCAAGCACUUGAUGAGUGAAGUGCAAAAAACUCCUAAUUACAAGCAACUUCUCAAAGAGACUAGACACAGACUGUUUGAAGAUACCACCAUCGAUCCGGCCAAAGAAAAUAUUCUAUUUGAAAGUGUGAUUAUAAUGGAAGAAUUCUGCAAAGAACUUGCAGCUAUAGCCUAUGUCAAAUAUCAUCAUUCCUUGCCAAUCAAAUGUUGACUUAAUGUUAAAUAUAGUUAGUAUUAAAAAUAUACCUAUAACGAAGAAUAUUUUAGUCUAAGAACUUGCCUUCAGUUUACUAGAAGCAAAAUCCCAAGAAUGGUCUCUACAAAUAAAUUCCUUUUCCCUACAAAACGAAAGAUUAUGUCUAUUUCUAAACAGAACACAAGCAUUAUCAUUGGCAAUAAAAAAUGC